Messenger RNA from Chiloscyllium plagiosum (whitespotted bambooshark), 445 nucleotides. NCBI's taxonomy places the organism in Eukaryota, Metazoa, Chordata, Chondrichthyes, Orectolobiformes, Hemiscylliidae. The record is from RefSeq and is a predicted model, not a curated record.
GGAGGCCCGCAGGUAAUGAUCCUGUUCACAGGACGGCCAGCGCUCCCCGGCCCAACCCACCCUGCACGCUCUGGGUUUACCCGUAACGGUGACCUUUCCUCUCCCGCAGUUGUCCUGAACGUCUACUCCCGCACUCCGAGCGUGAGGACGGGACUGGGGCGUGAUGUCCUCCUGGACUGUGGAUUCGCCAUGGACAGGCAGACUGGCUUUGCCGUGGAGUGGCGUUACCAGUUCAAGGGCAGCGGGCACUUGGUCUACGCUUAUAACGGUGCCCACGACCGGGUGGACAUGGCAGAGGCUGGCACGGAGAUGUUCUUUUACGAGGCGCACAGUCGGGGGAACGCCUCACUGUUAAUCCGAAACGUGGACAUCAGGCACGAGGGCAGCUACAUCUGCACCAUCUACAUGCCAAACCUGCACGCUCAGCAAUCCAUCGAUCUCCAAA